AUGAUGAGGGCUAGGGUUAGGAGAGGAAGUUGUGGUACUGGUACUCUCUUCGGCAAGGAAAAGGUCUUCUGCACCUGGUCCUUCGGCAAGACAGAUUUAUGGUCUUCUUGGGAUUUGAACGGAGCCUGCCGUUCGGCAACUAGGCCCUUGCCAUUCGGCAAGGGUGCUAGGCUCUGUUGUGAGUCUUCGGUUUGCAAGGGAGAUUCCUCAAGAAACCUGAGUAAGUAA
This is a messenger RNA of Prunus armeniaca (apricot), 228 nucleotides long. NCBI's taxonomy places the organism in Eukaryota, Viridiplantae, Streptophyta, Magnoliopsida, Rosales, Rosaceae. The record is from the annotation of a GenBank genome assembly.